CUAGAAUUCGUGAAGCGGUAGUAGUCUAACUUACUGCCAGUGGCAGUAGACCGAGUAGGUAGUGGGGCGCCACUUUAAUCAAUGGUGGUGCGUAGAGCUUCUCUUCACUAUUAGCCCCAUCAUGACGGGUGGUUGAUGCACUUAUGCACGACAGCUCAUUCUAGGUCAGGCAACCUCUUCUGCUGCAUAGAUUUCUGGCAGCAGCACACCCUUUGCCACAAGAAUGGCGGACCCCUUUGCGCGGGCGGUCGCUCGAGUAGUGGUGACCAAGAUCUGUGAGAGCAUGUCGUUUGAGGGUAUCCAGGGUUCGGCAGCAGACACGCUGUCAGACAUCAUGCUGCGCUACAUCUCGGAGAUUGGAAGAGCAUCCCACAACUAUGCGGAGCUGGCGGGACGCUUCGAGAGCAACCUGAACGAUGUCUUGCUUGCGCUGGAGGACCUUGGAACUUCGUCGGACGACCUGAUGCUGUACACUGAUGAAGCCGAAGAGACGCCCUUUCCUCGCGCCCUGCCUUCCUUCCCCAUCCGCAAGCGGCCGCGUCACGCCACCCCCACCUUCCGCGACCAGGGGGAAGCACCCCCGCAGGCGCACAUCCCUGACUGGCUCCCCCCCUUGCCGGACCAGCACACCUAUGUCGCCACCCCUGCUUUCAACGCCCGGCCAGCAGACCCCCGCCAGGACAAGCUGAAGCUGGGGAAGGAGCGGCGGCAAGCGCAAAAGUCGCUCAUGUCGCUGCACAAGCGGACGCAGGAGGAAGUGGCGGCAGCCAGUCCCCCCCGGUCUGCCAAGGCGGAGCCGUGGGGCAGCCUGGCGGUGCAGGGGGACGAGCAGGCGGCCGUGCUGAGUGGGGAGGGCAGCCGCGUGGGGAGCAAGAGGGCAGCAGCAGCGGCUGCAGCCAACCCGUUCCUGGCGCGCCCGCGUCCCGCUGCCGAAGUCUCGAGACCAGUGCUAGCGGAGGAUCACGCAGCGCCCUCGGUUUUCGAGGCCUUCGAACCGGCUCUUCGGGAAACCAACGCACAGCUACCAGAGUUAGCAGACGAGGUCGUGCCGCAGUCAGUCGUCACUAAAGCAGCAGGCCAUCGAGCCGACCGCCAGAAAGAGCCUGGGGCUGAAGUGAGCGAGCGCGAAGGUCUUUCGACGGAUGUGGAGCGCGACCGGGUGUUGUUUGCGUUUGGGGUACCUGAUAAAGCACGAGUGAAAGGGCUUGCCGCGAAGAGCGGGCUGCCUAUGCGGAAUGGGACGGAGCUAGACCGCAGAAAACAAACGGGCAGGAAGACCAUAACGGAGGAUGCCGAGAAACGAAGAAAAGUCGAAGCAAUCUUUGCGAAAGCCGAACUUGCCGAACAGGGCCAAACUCACGCUGAAGGAGCGCAGGAGGACCCCGGAAAUAGACCACCAGGUGCUGAAGUCAUCUAAUGAGUCUGGGAGGCCCAGGAAUCCUUCUGGUGUUUCCGAGGGAUUCUCGCAUGUGAGGGCCUCGUGAACCUUCAGUCAACUGCGCAAGCGCAUCCAUGGUCGCAGAGGCCGCGAAGAUAAUGAAUUGUAACACCGGCGUAUGCACACAUAAACGCUGGUAGGGGG
Messenger RNA from Klebsormidium nitens, 1582 nucleotides. The record is from the annotation of a GenBank genome assembly. NCBI's taxonomy places the organism in Eukaryota, Viridiplantae, Streptophyta, Klebsormidiophyceae, Klebsormidiales, Klebsormidiaceae.